CCUCCAUCAAACCCCUCCAGAUUGAUAAGAAAAAAAAAAGUUGCGACAAAGUUCAAACUCAACGAAACGCGAAACGAGAAUAUACAUAUCUGAAUUGCUAAAGCGCAUAUAAUCGCAAGAUGGCGCCUUAUGAUAGCGAUUCGUCAGCUGGCGAGGAAGAUGACUUUACCGAGACCAACGUGCUCCUAGGAUAUGCAUCAAGAGAUUCAGGCGAUGACAGUAUAAGUCGAUUAGGUGGUCGUCCGGAGUGGUUGGAUCCGAAUAAUGCGCCAUCAGCUGCCCUGGCACAAUGCAAAAUUUGCAAGGAUCUCAUGGUCCUACUACUACAGCUAGACGGCGAACUACCAGAUCGCUUCCCAGGCCACGAGCGCCGACUGUACGUCUUUUCCUGCCGGCGGAAGACAUGUCGUCGGAAGGAGGGAAGUAUUCGUGCUCUGCGCAGUGUCAGAAUAGCCCCCGGAAGCGCGACAGCACCCAUCACAACGAAGGAGGAGAAACCAAAGCCCAAAGAAGAAAAACCGAAAUCGCAACCUCCGUCUAAUCUAGGAGAGACGCUCUUCGGCGCUAAGACGAUAGGCUCUCCUUUUGGUUCUGCGAACCCAUUUUCCACAUCAUCUACCUCCUCAGCUGGCAGUAAUCCGUUCGCCACGAGCGGAAACCCAUUCAGCAAUCCCACCUCCACCACCACCACCUCUCCUCCUCCCCCUCCACCCGAGCCCAAACCAUCAUCCUCCACACAAUCCUCCACAGACGACGUAAAGUCGCUCCCGCGAACCUUCGCCGAAACCCUCAACCUAAACAACACCCAACAACAGCAACAACCCCCCACCACCCCUCCAACCCUUUCCGAGCCCUGGCCCGCCGAAGCCGACCAACCACCCCCUUACCCCGUCGCCUACCUCUCCGAAGCCGAAUACGAGACCCUGGACCCCACGCCCGCGCCCGCCAUCCCGCAAAACACGCGCAUGGACAUCGACGACGGGAGCGGCAGCGGCAGCGGCAAGGGCGGAAAAGAGGACCGCGAGGUGUUCGAGUCCUCGAUGGACGCCGCCUUCCAGCGCUUCGCCGACCGCCUGGCGCAGAACCCGGAACAAGCGAUCCGGUACGAGUUCGGCGGGCAGCCCCUACUGUACUCGAAGACCGACGCCGUGGGCAAGCUAUUCGCUGCUCCUAGCGCCGGCAACGGGAUGGUUACGACGGCCGCUGCGGCGGGGAAGGGCAUGCCGCGGUGCGGGAACUGCGGCGGCCCGCGGACUUUCGAGGUGCAGAUGACGCCGCACGCGAUUACGGAGCUCGAGGCUGAUGAUAUGUCGCUCGAGGGAAUGGAUUGGGGCACGGUUAUCGUCGGAGUGUGUGAGCGUGAUUGUCAGGCUCGUGGCGUGCCAGAGGGAGAGGUUGGGUAUCUGGAAGAGUGGGCUGGGGUGCAAUGGGAGGAGUUGACUGCUACGGGUGCUCGACGGUAGUAAGGGGGGUUAGUUAGGUACCUGGAUUAGGACUGAAUGACAUGGAAAAGGGACUAAAUGCAUGAAGUAUACUAGAUUUCUACCUAUUACUCUCAGCUUCUGUUCGACAAGGUCUCUCAAGUAAUUCAACUUGCAUGGCUUAGAGGACUGUGAGGACUACAUGUCCAGAUACAAAGCUUUGGAGGAAGUAGGUAAGAGACUAAUGAAAGUAACGAGACUACGAAAGGAUAGGGAAAAAAAAAAUUGCAUCAAGUUCAUUCAGAUCGUGAUUUUUAUUCGUUUCUGAUAUCUCAUCGGCUGCCUAUCUAACGACGGCAG
Messenger RNA from Daldinia caldariorum, 1781 nucleotides. Its product is annotated as programmed cell death protein 2. The transcript is spliced from 2 exons. The record is from RefSeq and is a predicted model, not a curated record. Gene Ontology annotation, cellular component: cytoplasm. NCBI's taxonomy places the organism in Eukaryota, Fungi, Ascomycota, Sordariomycetes, Xylariales, Hypoxylaceae. Gene Ontology annotation, biological process: maturation of SSU-rRNA. Bases 120 to 1463 code for a protein of 447 amino acids.